AUGUCCUUCUUGAGGAAAUUGUUUGGAAGGGGCAAACAGCCAUCGCAAAGAGAAGUAGAGGCGCAAAAAAAAAUAAGCGAUUUGGACUCGGGAUACGUAUUUGUGAGCGGAUUGGAAUCCCUGAGUAAUGGCGGUGGAGAAAACCAGGAUAUAAUGGUGGCAAGUCGUUUGCCGCUGGCAGAAGAAGACCCAACAGAAGUGGACGUUUCUGCGUGGGAAAUGGCCCGCCAUUGGACCGCCAACACAAAAAAUCGGGCGCUUUCACAGGCAGCAGCAGCAACAGCAGCAGUGGUGACCCCUGCAAUAAACUCCAAAUCGCAGCGGCUGGCGCACCGGGUGGAAAACAUCCGCAAAAUGUCGCUUGCAAGCCGUACUACCCCGGGUGGCGUGAACGUUGACAAUCGCCGUACAAAAACUUGUGUGGUGGUGAACUACAUCGACCCUGCAAUGGACGAGGACACUGAAUACCUGUUUGACGACAAAUGGAAUCGCAAAAGUAAAGUGGAAUCGCGUCGUGACAGAAGCAACAGGCUCGGGACGUGA
Molecule: messenger RNA, 543 nt
Organism: Lachancea sp. 'fantastica'
Lineage: Eukaryota; Fungi; Ascomycota; Saccharomycetes; Saccharomycetales; Saccharomycetaceae
Source: the annotation of a GenBank genome assembly